AUGGCCGAUAAGGCUAAAGCAGCAGAGGCCAAGGCCAAGGGCAAUGUGGAGUUCCAGGCCAAAAAUUUCAAGGAGGCCAUUAAGCACUUUACGGAGGCCAUCAAGCAUGACCCCAGCGACCACGUCUUCUUCUCGAACAGGUCUGCAUGCUAUGCAUCCCUGGAGCAGUACGACAAGGCGUUAGAGGAUGGAUCUGAGUGCGUGCGGCUGAAGCCAGACUGGCCCAAGGGAUAUACGCGAAAGGGACUUGCAGAGUUCUUCCUGAAGAAGUACGAUGAUGCUGCGGAAACAUACAAGGCGGGACUGAAGCUGGCGCCAGAAGAUCAGACGUUGAAAGAGGGGUUGAAGAAGGCCAUGGACGCCAAGUACGACGUUCCUGGCGCAGGUGCGGGUGCUGGCGGAGGCGGCGGCGGCUUGCAGUUCGAUCCCGCAGCUCUUACAGCCGCGGCAGUGAGAAAUCCAAAGAUUAAGGAAUACAUGCAGGACCAGGAGCUGAUGCAAAAGGUGCAGAUGCUUGCCGCUCUCCCUGGGAACAUGCAGCAACAGAUGAUCAUGCAGAUGAUGAAUCAGGACAAAAGAGUUCUAGAGCUCUUCAUGGCCAUGCAGGGCAUCGACGUCAGCACCAUGAGUGGUGAGGACUUUGCGGGGCCUGAGCCUACUCCAGCUCCCAAGAAGAAGGAAGAGCCGAAAAAGGAAGAGGCUCCUCCAGAGGAUAACAGGACGCCUGAGCAGAAAGAGGCGGAUGACUGGAAGUCCAAAGGCAACGAGCUGUACAAGAAGAAGCAGUUCAAGGAAGCCUUGGAGAUGUACGACAAGGCCAUAGCCGUCGUGCCAGACGACAUCACCUACCACAACAACAGGAAUGCCGUCCUCAUUGAGAUGGGACCUGAGCAUUACGACGAGGUCGUCAAGAAUUGCAAAGAUCUCAUCGAGAGGAGAUAUGAGAUCAAUAGUGCGAACCCUGGCGGCGCUUCCUUCGAGAAGGUAGCCAAGGUGUUCCAAAGAAUGGCUUCCGUGUACGAGAAGCAGCUCAAGUACGAUGAGGCAAUUGCCAUGUACAACAAGGCCCUCACAGAGGACAACAACCGCAGCACUCGCAACGCCUUGCGGGAGUGCGAGAGGGCAAAAGAGAAGCAUGAGAAAGAAGCCUACCUGGACCCAGCCAAGGCUGAGGAGCACAGGGAAAAGGGCAACGAGUUCUUCAAGGAGAAGAAGUACGCAGAGGCCAAGGCAGAGUACGACGAAGGUCUCAAGCGCAACCCCAAGGAUGCGAAGAUGUACUCCAACAGGGCAGCAGCGCUGACCAAGUUGCUAGCGUAUCCGGAUGCUCUCCGAGACCUGGAUGAGUGCCUGAAGCUGGACCCGACCUUCGUCAAGGCAUACUCACGGAAAGGAGCAGCGCACUUCUUCAUGAAGGAGUACCACAAGUCAUUGCAGGCUUACGAGCAAGGACUGAAGCUGGACCCUGAAAACCAGGAGUGCAAGCAGGGCCGAGACCAGGUCCUAGCAAAGAUUAGCGAGACCUCGAGAAGUACCGAGGUGGAUGAGGAGCAGGUCAGGCAUGCCAUGGCGGAUCCUGAAAUUCAGCAGAUUCUGCAUGACCCUCAGAUCAAUAUGUUCCUGAAGGAAAUGCAGAACAACCCGCAAGAAGCGCAGAAGCAGAUGCACUCGGACCCAAAGCUCCAAGAAGCCGUGUCCAAGCUGAUAGCCGCCGGCAUCAUCCGCACGGGCUAG
Symbiodinium pilosum is the source of this 1734-nucleotide messenger RNA. NCBI's taxonomy places the organism in Eukaryota, Dinophyceae, Suessiales, Symbiodiniaceae. The record is from the annotation of a GenBank genome assembly.